Molecule: messenger RNA, 1242 nt
Organism: Encephalitozoon hellem ATCC 50504
Lineage: Eukaryota; Fungi; Microsporidia; Unikaryonidae
Exons: 1
Coding region: 1-1242 (413 amino acids)
Source: RefSeq, a predicted model, not a curated record
AUGGAAAAUACAAGAAGCCGGGUAUGCUCCACGCUUGGGCAGGCCUAUAAGAUAAUUGGAACCUCUCCUUUGAUUCCUGUGUUCCUGUCUCUCACAUAUUUCACAAAGGGGAUAAGGACAGAGUAUUAUACCUAUGGAAUAAUUGCAUCUGGAAUACUCCUAGGGCUAUCUUUAUACAUAAUAGAGUAUGUAGGAAAGAAAAGAGGCGAAGAGGAUGUGAAGUCCUUGGGAGAUAUAUCGAGGGGGUUUUCAAGAUUUUUAUCGGAAGCCGUUGAUGUGUUUGUUGUGGCCUCGAAGUACACAACUCUUCUUAUUACUGUGGAUGUGUUUUUCAACGUGCUCUUCAUCUACUUUCCAUUCUUGGACGAAAUAAGAAAGUCGAUGGCCAUAUACAAGAUACUGUUUGGGCUGGGAUUAGCACUGGUGGGUCUAACUCUAUAUGUCUUUUCCACAUUUACUAGGAAGAUAUUUCUAGUUGCCUCUGCAUCUGCAAGCAUUAUGUUUGUAGCUGCUCUAGUUAUUGGAUACUUCUUGGGGAUGAACUCGGCCCUCCCAAAGCCAUCGUACUUCCAAAGAAACAUGCUCCCGUCAUUCUUUUGGGUAACCACUAUAGCAUUUUAUACAAUGGAGUUCAUAUCCGGAGGCGCAAAGAUCGUAGGAGCGUCGGGACAUGGAGAGAAUGGUAAGUAUGUGGCCAUCUCUACCACGCUAGCUGUUUCUGGAAUUUAUCUGAUUCUAUUACAUUCCGCAGGAUGGAUAAGGUCGAGCCACAACUCUCUGGACAUCCUAAACCUCAUAUUUCUCAAGUCAUCCAGACUAAACAACUACCUAAAAAAGUAUACAAUUGAUAAGUAUUGCAUCACAACCAAGGCUAUGUGCAUACUUAUCCCUAUCAUAUGUAUCUCGCUGUUUGUGAUACAGUUUGAUGGGUUUAUUGAGUCCUUCAAGAACUUGGUGAAUGCAGAAAGCGAUAACAGGCUGUGGAUGCUAUCUCUCUUUAUGCUGAGCGCGGUUUUUAUACAAGUCCUAUUCAACGAGGUAAUCGGAUCUUUCCAUUUCUACUUGGUAUUGAUCGUGAUAGGAGUAACUCCUCUAAUGGUAUAUCAUCCGUUUAUAUGCUAUAUCUUUGCAUCUCAGAAGAUUAGAUUCUUUACAGCAGUCUGCAUUCUUGCCAUGAUAUUUACAAGUGCAGCCCUAGUGGGAACCGUAAGGACGCUAAUAGAUAUUCUACAGAAGAAUUAG